UGUUUUUCGACAUGGGUCGCUAUAGUAAUGGUGUUCUUUUUUAUUCCGUCCAUGGCCUUGAAUCAAGAUGUGGUUUGUUACGGAAUUGGGAAGACAUAUCUUUAUCGAUAUUCAUCUGAUAUUUCCGUCCAAGAAAUGGAACCAAUAUCGACCAGGUGUCCAUCCGACAUACCGGUCAACAUCAACAAAUUGGUUCCACUUCAGAGUGAAUGGUUAUGGUGAAGUUGACAAAGUCUGGCAUCCUCAUAACGAGACUUUAGAGGUUGUCAAUAUCAAAAAAGCAAUAAUAAGCCAAUUAUCUGCCCGGCUACAUAUGUCCAACAUGAAUACAAGAUCAACUUGGGCAUACUACAUCAAUGAAACUGACACAACUGACACUGGUGACAAGUUAGUAUUUGAUAAAUACAAGCCAAAUGGACACACUACAGUUCCAAACAGUGAAGGGUUUCAUGAAAAGAGGGUCGAAUAUCGAAAGGCCAAAAGAGUACCCGAAUUUGUUGAAUCUGUGGUGAACUUCACAGCUCCAAAUAAACCUGUGCCAGGCAAUCAAGCUGAUACAAAAUUACCUGGUGAUCCAAACAAAGACCACGGACCCGGAUGGGCAAACGACCUAGUGUUGCCUACGAUGACUGUUAUAUCACGUGACUAUAUCAAACUAACCGCAAUACUAACGACUGACGACCACACACGUAUAGUUGAGCCAGGUGAUCUAAAAGAAGACUAUUUGGAAGUGAAAAACCAUACAACAGUCCAUAAAAAACCGUUGAAUCAGAUAUACAACGACCUCAUGGGCAAUAUAUCGAUGGUAGCUAAAAUACCUCGAGCAGAUUCUGCAGAGCGACUAAAUUAUCUCCAAACAGCGGCAAAGCUUAUGAGGCUUUUGUCAGAUUCCGAUAUUACUGUUCUCGCAAAGAAACAAUUAGACAACAAUCCUAAGUCAAAGUUUGACCAUGCACUGCAACAUGUUACAAUGGACGUGAUUGGAAUGAUGAGAACCAACCAUUCAAUGGAACUCAUAGUCGAAUAUGUCCUCAAAAACGUAAAGUCCAGUGCAAAACUUGUAGCAGAAGGGAUGGUGAAUUUCGUGAAGCUGGAAUUCCCCCCACCAGAAGUUUCGAAGACGAUGAAGAUGCAUACUUAG
Owenia fusiformis is the source of this 1141-nucleotide messenger RNA. The record is from the annotation of a GenBank genome assembly. Lineage: Eukaryota; Metazoa; Annelida; Polychaeta; Sabellida; Oweniidae.